AUACAGAAAAAAAAACGUUAAAUAUAACUUUAUGGUCCAUAAAAAACUAAGUUACUACAACACUUCAAUGCCAUAAUCCUUUUGGCCAUAUACGAAAUUGACAAAAAGGCUUCAACAGCUAACACAAAAAAAGAAAAAAAAAGAAACGGAAGGAACUGGACAAAGGCAGCAGCAACUAAAAAAAUAAAAAUAAACAAAAAUGCCCUCAACAUUUAAAGCAAUUGAUGCUUUACCAUCAGCAACAUCAUCGGCAGCAGCAGCACUCGCCUCAUUGUCAACAACAUAUCGUUACAAUAAUAGCAUAUUGUUGCCCUCCUUAGAGGAAAGAUUACAAACACCACCCUCGGCAACAACAUUCUCAAUAUCAUCGUCAGCAGCAGCGGCAGCCGAAUCAUCAUCAGUAGCAUUCGAUACAAGUGAAAUCAAUAGCUCAACUGGUUUAACCUCUAUAUCCCAUGUAGCAUCCGUGGUAGUUUCGAAUUUCCUGCCUUUAUCAGCGACAUCCUUAUCCUCUAGUGAUGACGACUCAACGUCUGCAGAUGACACAAAAAUUUCUUCCUCUACCUCUUCAGCGACCACAGCACAAGCAGCAGCAGCAUCAUCAGCCUCAUCAUCCGCAGCAUCAGUAUCAUCAUCAUUGCCAUUAUCGUCAACAACGACUACAACAUUUUAUCCCUCAUAUAGUCCGCCAGUUGUUGAAAGUUUAGUUGCCAGCUCGGCUGAGGAGUUUAGCAAUAAUUUUCGGGAUCUAUCAUUUGAUAUUUUCGAUGACAAUGACAACGAUUUGUUUGGUUCACCAUUGGCAUUCGAUGCCAGUGAAAAUGGUCUAUGGAAUGGACGCUUUGUACCCCCACCACCACGACCGCCCUUCUUCGGUGAUGAACCGGUAUUGAGUGAUGGUUUGACAACAUGUGAUUUGUGCUCCUGGGCAAUGCCAACAAAAAGUACAUUUAUAUUUGAAGGCACAAUGGAAAAAGCUUCCGAAUUGGGCUGGCCAUUAACACUGACUAUAGUUUCCAUAUUGUCAGCAAUUCUAGGAGCCAUUAUAAUGAUAGCAGUAGUCAAGUGCAGAAGAAAAAAGACAUCACAUCAACGUAGUGACACGCAUGUGCAAUGGUGGUCACGCAAUAAACGUCCGAAUGGCAACAAUAAUCAUUUGAGAAGAAGUAAUAUAUACACGGCCCACCCAGCGGAUAGUAUAAGGGGCCUGCAACAGCCCAAUUCAUUGUCAGCCUCAUCGUCUAUGACAGCAAUGACAACAGCCAUGACUGUGGCUCCUACUGCUGCUCCCUCUACGAACACAACACAAAUGCCAUAUUAUCAUCCACAGCAACAACAACAACAUGCUCACACAAUGCCAGUAGUUCAGCAUGUUCUAGGUAACCAACAACAACAGCAGCAGCAACAGUAUUUGCAACAAUUUGAACAUGAACAUGAAUAUCAUCAACCUCAAGAGUUACAAUUGCAGCUGCAACCACAACAGCAACUACAACCAUCAAAUCAUUUUAAUCAUCCGCAUGCUCAUCAUCAUCAUCAUCAACAACAACAGCACAAUAAUAAUCUUCACCAUCAUCAUCAUCAUACUCAACAACAUUCAGCUGCAGCAGCAGCAAUAGCGGUGGGUAGUAUGUUGCAGCAUGGACCACAGCAUCAGCAUAGUGCGUCUAUGUCUUCAUCGUCUACGAAUUCAAUGCCCUCAUUGUCAACUCAGCCUUUGCAAAUGCAAAUACCAGAACAAAUACAUUUACAGUCAAGCAAUCAACCACAACAUGUCCACAUGCAACACAAACAACAACAACAACAACAGCAGCAGCAUCAUCAUCUGCAGCAACAUCAACAUCAACAGACGCAGCCAAACCCAUUGCAGCACCAGCAGCACGAACAAGAUCUAGAGUUAGAACAGUCAUCAUUAUCAUCCGAUUUACAUGACAAUAUGUUCCACUGGCCUACUGCGACAUCAAUCGUGACCAGCUGAGUCGAGGAGGCUGCAACCGAUGCAGCUACAUGACAACAAAAACACCAGCAACAACUAAAACUCCAGCCACAAUGUGAACAGCAUUAUGUUGGUCGUAGUGGUGUUGGUGGUGGUGGUGCUGGUAAUGCUGGCAAUGGUAGCGUUGUUGCUCAAACUGUGGACGUUGCUGAUGUUUUAGCACAAACAAGUGAAUUUGAAUGGACACGAGCCAAAAAUUUUAAAAGUCUAAAUAAUGACUGGAUUUGGCAGUGAAAAAUACUCGUACAAAAUAAAGGCCAUUUACCUUAAUAAUAAAAUUACUACAAAAAAAAAAACAAAAAAACACAAACAAACAAGAAAAAAAAACA
Messenger RNA from Calliphora vicina (urban bluebottle blowfly), 2322 nucleotides. RefSeq lists its product as uncharacterized. The transcript has 5 exons. Lineage: Eukaryota; Metazoa; Arthropoda; Insecta; Diptera; Calliphoridae. The record is from RefSeq and is a predicted model, not a curated record. Bases 200 to 1975 code for a protein of 591 amino acids.